Molecule: messenger RNA, 7375 nt
Organism: Oryzias melastigma (Indian medaka)
Lineage: Eukaryota; Metazoa; Chordata; Actinopteri; Beloniformes; Adrianichthyidae
Gene: atp13a3
Product: ATPase 13A3
Exons: 34
Coding region: 339-4115 (1258 amino acids)
Biological process (GO): polyamine transmembrane transport; intracellular calcium ion homeostasis
Cellular component (GO): late endosome membrane
Molecular function (GO): ATPase-coupled monoatomic cation transmembrane transporter activity; ATP hydrolysis activity; polyamine transmembrane transporter activity
Source: RefSeq, a predicted model, not a curated record
UACGUCACUUCCUGGAGUCACGCAGCCAGUUCUGGCCAGUUCACUGCUGCUGUAGUACUCAUUCUCAGCUGUCAACACACCGCAAGCGUCCACUUCGGCUGUCUGCCUUGAUAAUAUUUUUUCAAACAAGUGCAGCGCUGGUUUUUUCUCCAACGUUUCCCUUCAGAUAGCACCCACCCUUCUCUAAUCAUGACGCGAAGGUGAUCUUCAGAGUGUCCAGGUGGUUCUGGGUUCCAGGUUGUUGUUCUGAGAGACCUGUGGGGAGGUGGACCGCCUUGGGCAUCGUGUCCCUGGCUCUUAAGUGAUUAGGGAAGGGGAUUGACAAACUAUUUGGCAACAUGGAGAAAGGAGAUCUAAAGCUGAUCAACAAGGGAGAGGAGGAAGAGAUGGAGCUGCAGGGCUACCGCUUAUGUCGUUGGCGGCUGGCCCUUGUAGGCUUCGGGGUGCUCUGUACAGGAGGCUUCCUCCUUCUCCUGCUUUACUGGAUGCCAGAAUGGUGCGUCAAGUCCACUUGCACCCGUACCACAGCCCGAGAUGCAGAGGUGGUGUUGCUGCGCUCCACGGAUGAAUUCCGGCGCUGGUUCCUGGCAAGGGUGCAGGUGAUGCUUGCUCCAGGGAGCAACCCCUUCCACAGCCUGGAGACCCAGACCACCUCCCCCUCAUCCCCCCACUCCUCCCCCUUCUCCAACCCUGCUGCUUCACCUGUGGCCAACGGACACACUCCUCACCCGUCCGACGGCAGUCCCGCUCAGGAGCUCAAGUCAAGAUUUUCCGACUACCAGCCCACACAGAUUCGUUAUUUUACUUUACAUAGCACAAAGUAUUACUGGAGCCAUGAGGUGCAGAACUUCCAGGUCCUAAUUGGCCUGGAGGAUCUGCAGCCGAAGUGCUCCACCAUCCACAAAGAGCACACCACAGGCCUGACCCGGAACCAGCAGGAAUACAGGAAAUUGUUCUUUGGAGUGAAUGACAUCGCAGUGAAAGUGCCUUCUGUUUUCAAGCUGCUUAUCAAAGAGGUCCUCAACCCUUUUUACAUCUUCCAGCUCUUCAGUGUGAUCCUGUGGAGUGCUGAUGAGUAUUACUACUAUGCUGUGGCCAUUGUUUUCAUGUCGGUCGUAUCCAUAGCUACCUCUCUGUACACCAUUAAAAAGCAAUACAUCAUGCUUCAUGACAUGGUGACAGCUCAUAGUGUUGUCCGUGUGUCUGUAUGCCGAGCCAAUAAAGACAUUGAAGAGAUCUUGUCUACUGACCUGGUGCCUGGUGAUGUAAUGGUCAUUCCCAACAAUGGGACCAUCAUGCCCUGUGAUGCCGUGCUGGUCAGUGGCACCUGCAUCGUCAAUGAAAGCAUGCUCACAGGUGAAAGCGUUCCAGUAACAAAGACCAACCUCCCAAACUCGGCGGAAGGGGAGGGUGACAGUGCCUACAACACAGAGGAACACAAGAGACACACUCUCUUCUGUGGCACCAACGUUAUCCAAACCCGCUUUUACACAGACGAGCUGGUCAAGGCUGUGGUGGUCCGCACAGGGUUCAGCACAGCCAAAGGCCAGCUGGUGCGCUCCAUCCUCUACCCCAAACCCACCGACUUUAAGCUGUAUCGCGAUGCCUACCUCUUCCUGUUGUGUCUUGUGGCUGUGGCUGGGAUUGGCUUUAUAUACUCCAUAGUUCUCAGUGUCAUGCACGAGGUGCCAGCAAAGACCAUCAUCAUCGAGUCCCUGGACAUCAUCACUAUCACUGUGCCACCAGCGCUGCCGGCAGCCAUGACAGCUGGAAUCGUGUACGCCCAGAGGCGUCUGAAACAAUCUGGCAUUUUCUGCAUCAGCCCGCAGAGGAUCAAUAUCUGUGGGCAAAUCAAUUUGUUCUGUUUUGAUAAAACUGGGACUCUGACUGAAGAUGGGUUAGACCUUUGGGGAGUUCAAAGAGUUGAAAAUAGCAGUUUUCACCUGUCGGAGGAAAAUGCCUACAAGGAAAAUCUUGUCAAGUCACAGUUUGUGGCCUGCAUGGCAACCUGCCACUCCCUUACCAAAAUAGAAGGCCAGCUGUCCGGAGAUCCACUGGACCUCAAAAUGUUUGAGGCUACAGGCUGGAUCCUGGAAGAAGCCACUGAAGAAGAAACGUCUCUCCACAAUCGCAUCAUGCCCACCGUAGUCCGCCCACCAAAGCAGCUGUUGCCCCCAGAACCUGCACUGUCCUCAGAACAAGAUAUGGAACUCUACGAGCUUUCGUCAGCGUAUGAGAUAGGCAUCGUGAGGCAGUUUCCUUUUUCCUCGGCCCUUCAGAGAAUGAGUGUGGUCGCGCGUCUGCUGGGGGAGAAGCGUAUGGACGCCUACAUGAAGGGAGCGCCAGAGGUGGUGGCGAGUCUCUGCAAGAAUGAGACGGUUCCGCAGGACUUUGCAGAAGUUUUAGAGGAUUACACUAAGCAGGGUUUUAGAGUGAUUGCUUUGGCUCAUCGUCGACUGGAAUCCAAACUUUCAUGGCACAAAGUCCAAAAUAUCAGCAGGGAUCACAUUGAGACAAACAUGGAGUUCCUGGGUCUUAUAAUCAUGCAGAACAAGCUGAAGACAGAAACUCCAGGAAUCCUGCAAGAUCUACAUCGAGCAAACAUCCGCACUGUCAUGGUCACUGGUGACAACAUGUUGACUGCAAUCUCAGUGGCCCGUGACUGUGGAAUGAUCCCUCCUGACGACACGGUCAUAAUCGCUGAUGCUCACCCUCCACACUUUGGACAACCUGCAAGGAUUACUUGGAGAUAUGCUGACAAACCCAGCAAGACAACUCGGUAUGAGGACGUCAACAUAAGCCUGGAGGAUGUGUGUGACGAGCCGAAACCAAAGGAGCAGUACCACUUUGCCAUGAACGGGAAGUCUUUUGCGACGAUUGCUGAGCAUUUCCCUGACAUGCUGCAAAAGCUUGUGCUGCGUGGGACUGUGUUUGCUAGGAUGGCACCCGACCAGAAAACCCAGCUGAUCGAGGCUCUGCAGGGAGUAGACUACUAUGUAGGAAUGUGUGGAGAUGGAGCAAAUGACUGUGGGGCUCUGAAAAGGGCACAUGGCGGGAUCUCUCUGUCAGAGCUUGAAGCAUCAGUGGCGUCACCGUUCACCUCAAGGACCCCCAACAUCUCCUGCGUCCCCAGCCUCAUCAGAGAGGGCCGUGCUGCUCUUAUCACCUCCUUCUGUGUAUUCAAGUUUAUGGCUCUCUACAGUAUAAUCCAGUACAUUAGUGUGACUCUUCUAUACUCGAUCCUCAGUAACCUCGGAGACCUUCAGUUUCUCUUCAUAGACAUUGCAAUCAUUCUCAUUAUUGUCUUUACCAUGAGUCUGAAUCCAGCGUGGAAAGAUCUGGUGCCCCGUCGUCCCCCGUCAGGUCUCAUCUCUGGACCGCUGCUGUUCUCUGUGCUGACCCAGAUCCUCAUCUGCCUGGGCUUCCAGAUCCUAACAUUUCUCUGGGUGCAGAAGCAGGCCUGGUACACCCCCUGGACGCCCUUUACAGAUGUUUGCAACCACUCAUCACACCUGAAUGUGUCCGACCUGAAUGGCACCGACCUGGACGAGCACAACAUCCAGAACUUUGAGAACACCAGCCUCUUCUAUGUCUCCUCCUUCCAGUAUCUCAUCGUUGCAAUCGUUUUCUCCAAGGGAAAGCCCUUCAGGCAGCCCAGCUACAAAAAUUGGCCUUUUGUACUCUCUACUGUGGGUCUGUACAUAUUUCUGCUAUUCAUCUUGUUUCAUCCUGUUGAAAGCAUAGAUGAGACUUUGGAGAUCGUUUGCGUCCCGUUUGAAUGGAGGCUAAAACUUUUUCUGAUCAUCAUCGUAAAUGCUGCUGUGUCUGUUUUGGUGGAGACCUUCAUCCUUGACAUCGUCUUAUGGAAGCUUGUGUUCAGCAGAGACAAACAGGGCAACUUUGGCAUCCCCCCUGCUGCCCCGACACCACAGGGAGGGAUUGAUCUGCAAGUUUAUAAGCGUCUUUCCUGGCUGAGUUGUCUGCGCAAGAGGGCACCCAAAGCCCGCUACAUGCAUCUGGCCAAGGAGCUCAUGGUGGACCCCGACUGGCCCCCGAAGCCAACCACCACCACCGAAGCCAACUGUUCUACUUAUGACAUCAGAAUCAACUCCUAGCAUCCAUAGCAGCUUUAUCUUUCAUACAAAAGACAUGCUUAGGAGGCGUGUCGAUGAACACGUCGUUCUUAUCAAGGUGCAUCACAGGUGCAUCACAUGAAGAUGUAUGUUGCUUGUUUUUGUCUCAGCCCCCCCACCUUAAUGUAACUGCAAAAGCUGUGGGUUUGCACACAAAUACCAAAAAAAAAAAGUCAUUGUAGCUUUCUUACCCAUAGACUCCAUACAAAAAGAAAGUUCUCAGGUAUAUAUUUUUUUUUUUUUUACAGUUUGAGAACAGCAGUAAUGUAAAAAGUAUAAAAACCUUAGAAAACACAAAAACAUUAUAGAAGCUGUCAGGUUUAAAGCCUCCUGAUGUAAAAGCAUUUAAAAAUACUGUUCCUGAGCUGUGAUGUAAAGAGAUUGGGGAAAUGGUAGUUGGAAGAUUACACUUCACACUUGGUGAUGAACCCAACCGUGUCCAGAGCCAGAUUCAUAAGGCUGCAAAAUGACAGCAUUUGGAUUCUGCAAAGCUGCUGCUGCUGCUUUUUACACUGUAACUUCUUAGAUCCACAGAACACUUUCCCAACCUGAAAGGUCACAAACAUGUUUUUGGAGCUCCAAUAGAUUAAAGAAUGGCCCUCAAAAUGUGUAUUCACUCCACUUUGCAUCCUCUGUGUUCUCAUUUUGAUUUUAUUGCUCAUAAAUUGAGGUAUAAAGAUGGACUUUUUCCACUCUGUUUUACGGCUUGUCUCUAAAAUGAAGCAAAUCUGCAACUUUAACAGCAUUCAUAUUUAUCUAUCAUAUUAGCCUUAUUGUGUAAAAUAAUCAUAAAUAUUGACAUAUUCUAAAAAGGAUAACUAGGAAUGGCACGGUUUUCCUCAUUAAGAACAUUACGAACACACUCUUUCAAAUGUUUAUUUAUCAGAACAUGGAUUUUGAGUGUGGAGAGAGCCGCUGCUUGCAUGGCUGUAGAACUUGUUCAGCGAGGCAUUUCCAGCUUCACACAUACGAGCUGAUUCUUGAAAACUAUACAGCAUUUUUGUAGAAACGAGCAUCAGUGAAUUCCGAACCCGAAACAGCACGUACCAUUAAAGCACACGCAUGGGACUACGUUGGUCGGAUGCAUCAUACAUCCUCAUUCAUCCUGAAGUUCUCCAUGAAUGUUCCACCUUUGAAAGUAAGAUUUUCUUCCUGUGGAAGAACGAUUUUAGCUGUGCUUUUGAAGGAUACUAAGGCAUGGUAAUAAUACUAUUUUUUUGAAAGAUAAAUGCAUGUCCUAUUGAUGUUCUAGACUCAACCAGAUCCUGUCGGCAUAAAGGGCUAUUUUUGAAGUUGGUUUCCUCUUUUUAACUAAAUCUAUAGUCUUGGUACUUUAGCCAUUGUAAAAAUAGAUCAUAUUUAUUGAGAAGUUCUGUUAAAUUCUGCUAAUUAAAAAGCUUACACACGUACUAAGAAAACUGUGAGAAUGCACAGCAACACUUGUAUGUAUAUAAGCAGAAAACAUCCCAGUUGGUGUUCAGUUUAACAAACGAGGUUCAUAGCAGCUUCUCUGAUAUACAUUGUACAGGUAUUGUAAUGGUAUCUGUAGUUAUGCAACUCCAUUAACAUUAUUCUAAUGCCCAGGCAGAAUUGGGACAAUUUUUUCUGAUUUUUAUCACCAACAUUUUAGCAUCUUAUCAUGUGUCGCCCCCAAUAUGUGUCAGUCUGUCGGUUAUUUGUUUGUUUAAAUGUAUAAAUCAUAUGUUUCUUUAUUGAAGCUUUUGUCUGCACAUUUUGUAAUGAACUUCUGAAUGUCAGAUAUGACAAUAGUUUUUUAAGAAUGCUUUUUUUGUGGUCUUUAGUGAGUCUGCUGAACUUAUAAAGUUUUAAAGAUAAAAAGCAGAAUAAUUUCAGAUGCUUUUGUUCCUCCCAGAUCUCAAAUGUCACUCGUUUUUUUUUUUUUUUUUUUUUUUUUUGCCCACAUUUGUUAUCAUUUAUUGUUGAGAUAUAAGUUUGGUAUAAGAAAAAAAAAACUAUAAUUAUUUCUUAUGUUCUUCCCAAAGACGAUUCAUUCAUAUCAGUUGCUGAAAAAUGUUAAAUAUGAGAAGAUGGAGUUUUAAUCUUCAUUACUAUCAAAUGAGACAGAGCACAAAUGGACAUGAAAAUAUUUAUAUCAACAUAUAUAAAUAGAGAGAGAGAUGUACAUUUUUAGAAUGUGCAUAUAAAAAUAUAGUUAGUUUUUGAUUUAUCAAAGGGCUUUUGUAUUUUACACUUUUCGGUACUGUAUUUUAAUCAGUUGUUUACUUUUGAAUUUUUAUUUUCUGUUGGUUGUAUCUGUUCUUCCAUAUUUUUUUUUAUUUUUUAUUUUUUGGCAUGAAUUUUGGGCAUUUUUCUCCAACAGUUUGAACUUGUAAAAUCUGACCAUUGCUCAAUUCUAUUAAGAGGGUUUUGGAGUUUGAAAUACAGUAGAAUGAACCUUUAUCUUGGGAUCAUCCACAAGACAGUUUUUCAGCCUCUAAUUUUCUUUUAUCACUAUUUUGUGUUAAACAGAAUGUCAUCAAUCAUGCCUCAUUUUGUGUUUUUGUUAAUUUUCGCAACUAUAUUUAGCUUUUUCUUUGUCUGCCUUUUCACCAUUUUUCAUUACACAAAAGAGAAAUGGAAUUGGCAAGUAGACUGCUAGUUAGUAUCAACUAUUUUAGAGUAAAAUGCUGCUAGGAACAAAACGUUUCAAGUUGUCAGAACUUUGAAUGUGCAUGCAGACAAUUCAGUUUAAAGAUGUGCAAAAACUACUAUUGCUUUUCAUUUGCUUCAAUGUUGCCUUUUUUUUAUCACACCAUGGCUUCAUCAAAGCAAACUCUUUAUUAAAACUAUGCUCUUCGUCAGGUACAACAAACUGUGAUUGACUGUCCAAAAUUAGCAUCGAUCUCAUCACAUCAAAUGUGUGUAAACCAAACUAUGGAAUGACAUUCAGACUAAAUCCGACUGAUGUGGAUGUUUCCUCAGGGAACUGUAUCUGUAAAGACAUACAAAGUUGAUAUUCAAACACAUUUUAAAGCUCAAUCAUUGUGAAAGCUUUUUUUUAAAUUAUUUUUUUAAUGCAAUUUAGUUUGUUUUGCGUAUUUUCUGCUUCCACUGCUCAUCUGGAGUGUAUGUAUUUUUUUAUUGGCAGAUCUGUACAUUUUUGAAAAAUUUUGUACUUUAUAAUUUAUUUUAUUUAUUUUGAUCUCUCCCCAACCUUUGACAAAAAUUGUACUUUGAAAUUAUCUUGAUUUCUCUCUUUUCAUUAAAUGUUCCUACCGCAG